CCUUGCCUGCUUCUGCCCAAGCACAGAUAGCUGCUCGCAAUGCGGUGAACACGAUAACCGCUACUGACCGCAAACCACCAUACCAGCAGCAAGACGGCUCAGGGCUCCAGCGUCACCACUACAUCAUUUCCGCCACAGGAGCCCUUCUAGCAGGCUACGUUCGCCGGCUUUAUGGUGAGACGGGGCGGGUAGUACAGAGCCGCCGUGCUCGGUGAGGUCGGCUGAUUCCCGUCUCUUUUCGCCUCCUCCUUCCGUUACAGCUUCGGCCCCGGAGGGUUCUUCUCCCAGGAGAAGAGCGUCGUAGGAAGCGGCAGCGAUGAGCGUCGCGGAGCGGCCUGAGGAGAAGGAGGGGGCGGCGGCCGCGGAUUGCCCCGGACGCUCGCUGAGUUCUAGUGAUGCAUCACCAGAUGAAGGAGUGGUAGAAGAUCUCCCUUUAAUAGAUGAGAAAGCUGUGGAGCAGCUAACUGAGGGAUUGGUUUCUUAUUAUCUGCCUGAUCUUCAGCGAUCAAAAUCAGCACUACAGGAACUUACACAGAACCAAGUGGUGUUACUAGAAACGUUGGAACAAGAAAUUUCAAAAUUCAAAGAGUGUAACUCCAUUCUUGAUCUUGAUGCUUUGUUUUCAGAAGCUAAGCACUAUCACAACAAGUUAGUGAAUAUUAGGAAUGAGAUGAUGAUGCUCCAUGAGAAGACAUCAAAGUUAAAAAAAAGAGCACUAAAACUUCAGCAAAAGAGGCAGAAGGAAGAACUGGAACGAGAACAGCAACGUGAGAAGGAACUUGAAAGAGAGAAGCAGUUAACAGCAAAACCUGCUAAGAGAACAUGAAAGCAGAGAAUGCAACAACUUGUCCAGAUUAAUGAUUUCUGCAUUCUCUGGAGUUAAGGCAGAUGUUACUUAAACUGGGCUAUAGCUGUUGAUAGCUACAGUCUACUGUUGUAAAUUCCAGAAUGGUAAUAGGGUUGGUAAUAUUCAAUUUUUUUCCAUUUAAGCCAUUCAAGUUGCCUUCUUUUGUAAUGCUAUGCAGUUUGAUAUUGUUACAAUAUAAGUUAAUUUUUAUAGAGAAAGAGAUAUAUGUAUGUGUGUAUAGAAAAACUUAGGCAUCACAGUUCUAUGUACCCAUCCUUUUUUUUUUUUAUUUUCCCCCUUGUGUUCUCCGGGUAUUUAGAUUUCUGAGAGAGAUUUGGUGGCUGGCAUACAUGUUUUUCAGACAAAAUACAGAAUACUAGUUACAAUUAAUUUCUCAUCACCAGACUCCAGUGACCACGUUUCACUGAAACUGCUUUGGUUCAGGGAGUUGAGAUCUCUUUUUGAUGUCUUGUUUCAUAAAUACUGACUUUCUGUGCAGCCUUAAGUUUGGUCUGUCUCUAAUGAACUAAAGUAACUUCCAGUGUAUUUGCCCAAAAGCUCACUUUAUUGCAGCAGUGUUUUAGGUUUUGAGUUUUUUUGGUUCAUCAAGUAACUUAAAAACAGCUUGUAACUAACUUCUGAGAAGUUCCCAGCUGAAUUGGUUGAGGUGAGGAGGAAGCAGAAUGUAGAAGAUUGUCAAAAUUUGAAGAUCAAUGCCUUUGUGCUUCCACAAAUAUUGGAGUCAAACCAGGGAACUGUUGCGUUCUGUAAUGGUUCCACAGGAAGGCAGUGUGGUCUAAGCAGAUUGCUGCAGGAUUAGAAGUUGUACUUUCUUCAUUUUGUGUGACAAAAUAAAGCACAACCAAAGCUAAACAACUUCCAUAUCAUGUGAAAUUCAGUUACUUAUAGGAAAAACUGCUGUAUUUCAUUUUUUAACUUGACAAAUUAUUCAUUUGCUCUUUGGGACUAUGUAAGAUAAUUUUGUUAUGUUGUUCUCAAAUUGGUGAUGAUUAGUGUUUACUGAUGACAAAUGUGCAAUGGAGGUUGAUACCCAUUUCUCUGAAUGUAAUUGCUCUCUUGCAGCACUUGGUGUAAACUCCCAUUCAAAAAUGUACAUGUUGUCUAGACUGGUAAAAGAUCUUUAAACUACCUAUUCCUACAGUCUAACAGACUAGUUAUUUUAUAGCUGUGUUAGUUUUUAAGUAGAAUUGUAAGUGGUGUGUUUCAAAAUAAGGUGAAGGUUAAGCUAUGUAAACUUUUCCAUUAAAUAUGUAUGGUAAGGUAGCAGAGGGGCACAGUCAAUUUUAGUUUUUCUUCAAUUUUAGAUGAUUUACACAGUACACCUGUCUGGACUCUUAUGUAUUAUAAUUUUCUGAACUUUUAAUUUUGUGUUCUUAAUAUUUGUCACUUUUUUCCAUGAAAGGCUUACUCUAACAAAUAAUUACAAGGAGAAACUGAGGGAGCUGGGUCUCUUCAGUUCAGAGAAGAGGACACUAAGUGGUGACCUUGUUAAUGUUUAUAAAUAUGUAAAGGAUGAAUGCCAAGAGGGUGGUAGUCAGGCUCUUCUUGGUGAUGCCGAUGACAGAACAAGGGGCAGUGGGUGGAAGCUGAGGCAUAGGAAGUUCCAUGUAAACAUGACGAAAAUUUUUUUCACUGUGAGGGUGAUGGAACACUGGAACAGGCUGCCCAGGGGGUUUGUGGAGUCUCCCUCUCAGGAGAUAUUCAAGACCCAUCUGGAUGUGUUCCUGUGUGAUCUGGUACAGGUGAUCCUGCUCUGGUAGGGGGGGUUGGCCUAGAUGAUCUUUUGAGGUCCCUUCCAGACCCUAACGUUCUGUGAUUCUGUAAUUAUCCCAUAUGCAAGGUAAACUGGGAUAGUGUUUUUGAGGCAAGGAGAACAAACUUCAGUGAAGAGACAUUGAAGUGCUGUUACUGAAGCAGUAAUAGAUUAAAACUUUUCACAGGUAUUUUUCCUUUAAGUUGACUUGUGUUUGUUAAUUGCUGGUAGAUAGUUGACCUGUGCUAUGGUUUGUAUGUAUUUCUAAGAGAAAUGUAUAGAAUUUCCACAGUCCAUUUGUGGAGCAGAAUGUACAUAGCUAAAUAUUUAAGUAUUUUAUGUUGUAAUGUCAUUUCAAAAUUAGAUUCUGGGAAUUUAAACAGUUCUUAUUAAAGUAU
Messenger RNA from Indicator indicator, 3019 nucleotides. It is a transcript of the gene BLOC1S6, whose product is annotated as biogenesis of lysosomal organelles complex 1 subunit 6. Gene Ontology annotation, cellular component: extrinsic component of membrane; BLOC-1 complex; transport vesicle. Gene Ontology annotation, biological process: intracellular transport. The record is from RefSeq and is a predicted model, not a curated record. The coding region runs from base 317 to 826 and encodes 169 amino acids. The transcript has 5 exons. Lineage: Eukaryota; Metazoa; Chordata; Aves; Piciformes; Indicatoridae.